Molecule: messenger RNA, 1903 nt
Organism: Phyllostomus discolor (pale spear-nosed bat)
Lineage: Eukaryota; Metazoa; Chordata; Mammalia; Chiroptera; Phyllostomidae
Gene: GARIN6
Product: family with sequence similarity 71 member C
Cellular component (GO): nucleus
Source: RefSeq, a predicted model, not a curated record
AUGAGGCUGUGCUUGCCCACAGUAGCAAUGCCAGCUGGAGAAAAGCAGAAGAUAGAGCACUGGCAGAUGCAGCCAAUUGUGGGAGGAGUCAGAAAUGGAGUUAUGGAGAAAGAUUCAGGCUGGGAUUUAAACUCAAGCGUGACAGCCAUUCAUGCUCUUGGCCAUGCAGGGAGUAGUAGUGAAGAAAGAGACAUGCUGCCUCUACACACAGCCAAAAGCAGCCUUGCAGAGGGCAUGUCUAAUGUCCCCAUAGGGAAACUGCAGUGACGCUUGUACAAGGGGGAGUACGCUAUGCUCAAGUAUGCACCGAUGUCUGAGAGCGACUCCAUGCAGGUCAGCAGAAGAGAAGUGACUGAUGUGCACAGCCGUGUCCAAAUGGUAACAGUGGGCACCAUCCACACCAGCCCCUACCUCGUACUACCUGAUGUCAUGCCACUGGCCACCCAGAAGAGAGGUAACAAGCCCACACAGAUCUGAGAGCUAAUGAGGCUGCUUCCCUUGACAUUUGUCAAGGCAUCCAUCCAUAACAAAAAACAACAGCUCCACCUGAAGCUUGCCACUGACCACUCUUUUUACCUUCAACUGUGUUCCCAUUCACAUAUAGAUCUUUUCGCUCACUGGGAAUACCUCGUUUACACGUUAAAACCACCAUUGAAGGUUUACAGCAGUACCCCUGCCAUUCUGGCUGAUGAUGCACUGGACAUACUUUGAGGAAGAAAACAGCCCCAGAGGUAAGCCUUUGCAGAGUCUCUGAAGGGCCAGGGUGCUUUGCAAGACCAGCUGAAGUUCCUGCAGAGUUUUUGGUACUGAGGCUCAUUUGAAAAUGCAUUGUAUUUGGAACUGUUCAAGGCCAAAUGAGCCUCGGUUUGGAGGCCAUGCCACACUGGAGAGGUUCCUAAUGCUUUUCCAAAGUGUUCCCCAAGGCCGUAUUUCAGAGAUUUCUUAGCUCUCAGCAACUCUUAAUUUCAUAGUCAACAUUGUAUUGCCACUGCCACAUCCUCACCAUCCAAUCUAUUCUUGAGCGUACAUGACUCCGAGCAGGCAGGCUGACAUGCUGUGGGAUGUCGCGUCUCUCCAGGACUGCCAUGCACUGACUGUUGUGUGCGUCAGUGGCAGUGUGGUGUGGUGUGUGCAUGUGCACAAUUGGUCAGUAGCAAGAAAAUAUUAAAGUGCGUCCACUUUACCAGCAGCAAUAGUAACACAAGUGUAUUUUUAAAGCGUGUGAGGAUAUUCCCUGGUGGAUUAUAAUAGUGCUCUCUCCGGGACUGGCAGGGUUCGAGCAAAGCUGGAACGAUCCUUGUGCUCUUUGUGGAGACACAGGAGAGGGGAUUCCUGCUUCAAAUGGGAGGGCGGACUUCUGACUUCAGACCUCUUAUUAUAAGCCCUUGUUUAGCUGUAGGAAUAGAAGGGAGCAGACCUUCCUGGUCUCACUUUAUUUCACUUCUUUGUCUUCUUCCUAGGCAAAUGUCUUUCAUUUCUACGGAAGAGAUCAAGGUCAAGUCAACACCAGGAACCUUCACAUGAACCGAUUAAGUGUUUGGGACCACCUAGGGUGGUUAUGCUGGGGAGGAAUGAAUUCAACGCAUGCCUCCCACAUAAUGUGGCAUUCGAGACUUCCCACUCUUCAGCCCAAAAGCCUGUAGUGCCUGAGGAGAGGGCAAGGCUAGUAGCAGGAGCAAGCGUUACAAGAGGCAGUCAGCAGACUCCGAAGAGAACCACAGCACUAACAGGAGCGGCCUUCGGGGAUCUGGAAGAAGAGCAGCCAACCUGAGUGCUUUCAACUCUUCUUGUCCUCAGAGGAUACUCCCAGCACAUGGGUAAGAGCUGCUGGCCUCUCCCUUGGGGGCAGUGUGAGUGUGGUGGCUGCAGGGGCAGAGACAACUGUCAAGAACUUAGGGUUCUG